This is a messenger RNA of Aplysia californica (California sea hare), 2765 nucleotides long. RefSeq lists its product as uncharacterized. Lineage: Eukaryota; Metazoa; Mollusca; Gastropoda; Aplysiida; Aplysiidae. The record is from RefSeq and is a predicted model, not a curated record. The coding region runs from base 115 to 1104 and encodes 329 amino acids. The transcript has 8 exons.
UGAUUAUAAAGCAUUUGGUUUCUUUCAGGACGUGACCAUUUUACUUUCACAUAGUAGUAUACCCAAAACUCUCCAGUUUUCCCUGAAGAUUGAAGAUAGAAGUAUCUUUAGAAAAUGCCUAUUAGCCAGAAUCCCAAAGAAUGUGGUUGGUUCUAUCAUGCACCAGCAAAAAAACAGGUGGGAACAGAGCGCAUGGAUGCUCCUGCACCUUCACAGAUUCCUGGCAUUGGUUAUGAUGACCCGGCGGUAAUGGAACCAGAACAAGUCCGAGAGAUGAUGUUCAAAGAAACUGACUCAAAGUACAUCCGCAUGGCCAAGAUGGGUGGGAGAAAAGAUCUGUUGCAGUUUCACCCAGAAAAUUAUGGAGGGAAAAAGAGUGAGGCUCCUGUAGGCUAUCAUAGAAAUGAGUGGUUCUACUUGGAGGACAACCGCAUGGAAGAUGAGGAGAAAAAAACUGAGGAAAAGAAGGAGUGGGAGUUUUUGUUGCCGGAGUAUAUGGUACACAAGGGCUACAAGCCUUCUUUUGAAAACCCAGCCACCCCACCUUCACGAGGGAGAGCUCCAUUUUACACCGAGAAAAUAACAGAGGUUGAGAGAGAGCAGCGGGAGGGAAGGUCAGCCACUGACAAGACAGUCAGGAUUCCAGAAAUUAGAAGACCUGGCUAUGGUGUGAGGAAUGAGAAGCCUCCAGUUGCCAUGCAGACACCCCCACCAAGGGAGAAGCCCAUCAGACCCCAAGCCUCUGUUCUGGAUACCACAAGCCAGAGAAGGGGGAAGAAAAAUGUUCUAAUGUCAUCAGAGACAGACGAUCCCACGAACAUGAUGAAACUUCUGUCCGGCGAGUACGAGCGUGAAUGGCACAACAAGCUGGACAGCAUGAAAUUGGAAGAGAAGUCAGGAAAAGCCCCAAAGCCAGGUUAUGACGAUGCCCGCUAUGGCUCUGCUGGGCAGAAUCAAAGGAUGAACCACAAAACUCUCACACCGCAAAAGGCUAAAGGAAAAGAAGAGGAAGAAAAAGAGAUGUUCAAGCUGAGCAGGUUCCAGAACAUUCCUUCCAAAAUUGACUCCCAUCAGCGGCCAGAGAUAAUGGCAGCUGUCAAAUAAAGAGUUCAAACUGUCCAAGUCAAUCAUGUUGCUGCUUCAUUUCAUACUCCACUCCGUGCAGUCAAUUCAAUCAACUUUGUUUUAAUGCAUGAACCCUUACUGCUGCUCUACAAAACACAAACAGGCAAUUUGGAAACAGAGCAAUUGUCUGGAUGAAAGUAGUGAAAAAGAAAAGAAAGAAGGCAAAGAUAAUUUACCAAAGUAAAUAUGUAUCAUACUUGUUUUCCUGAGCAGGCAUACCAUGGAGGCUUUAUUGCCAUUCUGAAUUAGCAGGAUAUCUGGACAUAAAAACUACGAUGUAUAGAGAUAUGUGCCUCUCUUUUAAUUUAAAAGAGGGUAAUUAAGAGUUUGGAUGCUUGCUGCAGAAGGUUAGCCCGUAACACAUUGUAACUGGGGUGAAUGCAGAUCUUCCCCUUCUAUUUAUUUGGAGAAGAGAGGGUGGGGUAUUGUGAGUGUGCCCAUGUAGGGAGAAAGAAGGAAUGAUGGCUCUUGGCCAAUGUAUGUUGAGCUGUCGGUUAAAGCUGCUACAGUUUUAUCCUUGGUAUUUUUUCGAUGAAUGAGUUUUGUCCUUAUUUAGUUUGUGAGUAUGCCUGAUAUAUCCAAAAGUACAAAAUGGGUCUGGUGAGUUUUGAUGUUUUAUAUAUUAUUAUGUAUAUAUAUAUGUUUCUUUGUGUUAUCAUUAUGCAUGAAAGACAGUUUUGUUAAAUGAGUUUCAUUUUUGGGACGCCAACAUAAUAUGCUUGAAAAGUGCAGUAACUUUUUUGCACUUCUGAAGUGUAGUCAUUUACUUUCUAAAGUUUUUCACCAUCAAAUAUAAAAUAUGGAUAUUGUUAUCACACAGGCCUUUUUUUAGUGCUUCAGUAAACUGAGGAUAGCUAUUUCAAGCAUCUCUCUGUAUUGCUUGUGUUUGAGUUAUAUUUUUGCCAUCAACUUUUCACAAGAGCAAUAGAUAAAAUGAACGCUAUUAUAUAAAUACACUUUUUCCUUUUUGUAUGUGACAAGUUCAAGGUCAAAUACUUGUUUGAGCAUUUUUCUGUUAACAUUUUAAGGAUCACUCAUUCAGAUGCCUGCACAUUUAGGCCUGUUGGUAUCAUAUUUUCAUAUUUUGCUUUCAAUUUCAAGUAUUCAUUCAAGUGUGCCCUGCACAGAGUAUUGAACACAAGUAAUUCUCUAUGCUUUGGGGGGAAAAAAAUCUAAUUUGGGAAUUUCAAUCGUAGAAUUAGGGCAGUCCUUCUGUACAAUUUUCUGUGAACUGAUGGGUGCUUUUUUUUAAAGGUCAUUUGGAUUCUGACAAUUUUUACUUCAGGCAUAACCAGAAAAUAUGAGAAACUAAAUUAUAGGAAGAAGUACAUUGCAUGUAAUACAUAUAAAAGGCAGAGGAAAAUUGUGACUGAAUACAAGUUUAUCAAGGUUCACAAUUUGAAAAGAGCACAGGAUAACUGCAUUACACUUACACCCUAAGGAACUUACUUGAGUUUACUAGUGGCCAGAACAAAAAGGCUGACCCUAUAUUUUUUUUCCUUAGACUCCUUUUAUGAGAUGCAUUUCGAUUUGAUUUUUAACCAAUAGCAGUAUUGUAUUAAAAACAUUAUGUCUUACAUUUCAUUUUCAUACAAAAAAGAUCAUUAAACUAUAAAGUAUUAUCACUAUCACCAACAAAA